UGAAUGGGCAACAUAUGCACAUAUGCACUUAAGAAUGAACUGCUCUGAAAUGUAAGGGGGUUAGUCUUAUGAAUGCAAGGCUUUCCUCAAGGAAAGAAAUAUAGUUUAGUGCAUUUAGAGGAGUAGGUGUUUAAAACUGUGAAGAUGGAAAGUUAUUCCAUUGGAAAUGAUAAUGAUGGAGUCCGUGAAGAAAAGAGAUCUGGAAGCUGGACACUCAAAACUUCAAAAACAGAAUCGACUGAAGACGAAUUCAUAAACAAUUUCUCUGAACCUCCUUACCUGCAGAAUAUUGCAGCAGUGUCGAUUGCAAUUGGGCUAUGGACGGCUUCUGAUAUAAGGAAUGAAAUUACAUCUUCUUUCUUUUACGAUAUCGAAAAUACAGUUAAGUUAGAGAGAAGAAUAUUAGACAAAUUGUUCAAUAGCUCUUUGCCCUCAUCGCUGAAGACUGAAAUCUCAUACGUUAUUCGACCCAUUGGUUUGCAGUUGUCGAGAGCAUUUCGUAGUUACUUUAGAUGGACAAGAUAUAAAGGAAAUCUAUGUGAGUAUUACAUGAAACGUGGGACAAUUUAUUGGACAGUUGAGGGGAAAGUUGACAUGGUGAAAUCCCUUACGGAACUAAUCGAUAGUGGAAGCAUAAAAUACGGUAUUUGCCAUUUGUAUGUGAUAGCCUGCUCUCACUGUUUAGGGGAAUAUGCUUCAAAUUUGUGGGAAAAAAUCCCAGAAGAUUUUAGAAACCAAUUUAGAAUCACUCGGAUAACAGAUAUAUAUGAAUAUGAUUUGACUAUAUAUUGGACUUGUGUCCUCGAGAGUAAUUUAGGGAGUUUUCUAACUAAACUCAUAGAUCAGGAAAACAUAUACGAUGAUAAGCUUAGUAUUGAUGUAAAUAUGAUUGCUUGUUCGAUUCGGGUAGGUAACAUAGUUGCCCUAAAGUAUUUUUGGAAAAAAUUGUCGGAGCAGGAGAAAAAUGAUCAUUUGAGUAAAUGGCUUUUGCAAGCUACUCAUCGUAAGGGAGUUCAAAAUCAUUCACUUUAUCUGGAUUCUUCAGAAACUUUAGAUGUUUUAUGUUUUUUAUUAUCUCAUGUCAACCGUAGAACUCAAAUGACUAAAUUUUUUCGCAAUCAUUCUCACGUAUUAUUGUUCUUGUUCCAAAGUUGGCCAUAUCAAAGAAUGUUCUUGUCCAUUAUUUGUGAACUAUUGGAUAAUCUUCAAGAAGACAUUUAUUCAUGUAUAAUGAAGAAUAUAAGUUCUAACAUGAGUAAAAUGGGAAAUGAAAUGAUGAUUUUUAAAGAAAUAUGGAGUGCCAGUCCUUUACGGCUAAGACGAUCCUUUCUGAAAAAUGAACUUCUUUGCGUCAAAGUGUUGUUGCAGUUGCUGGAAAUGGAAAAUCUAAACAUGGCCGUUAGGAUAUUAAAUGAUGCUUCCGAAGAGGAGAUUAAACUAUUUACCUGCUUUAUAUUUGGUCGGCGAGAAUUUUUCUUUGCUAUUGACUCAAACAAUCAGAAUUCGCUUCACGUGUUAUUAUCAAAAUCUACCUUGCCACCAGAAUGUUAUCCUUAUAAAAUCAAUCUUAUAGAGAUAAUAUCGUGGCCUAUUAGAUUUACCGAUUGGCAUGUUUGCAUUGAGUGGAUAUGCGAUGGCAACAUCCAAGCAGUUGAAUCUUUCUUGAGAUGGGCUUAUCAAUCUGUAGGAAUUGAAACAUUUAAGAAAACUAUAUCGUCUCCGCAUGUUAUCUAUUUUGCAUUAAUAUUUACAUCCAACUAUGAACUUGUAGACCAGUUUAUGAAUUGGUAUUUCGAGACGAGAGAGGAAAUUCAACAAUUUAAAGCAGACUUUUUGAGAACAAGGGAUAAUUAUUUUUUGAAGCGAUUCAUAGACAUGCCAUUCUUUGCAUCAAAAUCAGUAGGUGAUGUGUCACGAAAAUUUAUAAACUACAACUUGUCUUCUCUUGAAAACAUUGCAGAAUUUCGACUUAUUUGUCGUAGUUGUAUACAGUAUGCACUGAGUAAAGGUUUUUUUGAAAGUGCCACCUUGCUUUGGAAUGCAUCUCUUGAUAAUAUCAGUGAAGUAAAGCAAGACGAAAACGAACUUAUACUAUUUGAGAAAGCAAUUAAAAAGGAUCCUAUCUUAAAUCUAACUAAUGAUGACUGCAAUAUCGAGAGAAACAUUAGAAUUGCCACAGAUUUACUAAUUAAUAUAAUGGUCCCAACUUUAUUUUUUUAUUUUUGUUUAUUCUGAAGAAAAAUCCACAAUUUUAAGUGGUUAAUUUUUCCUCACUAUUCCCAAAAAACAGUAACUAGG
Messenger RNA from Parasteatoda tepidariorum (common house spider), 2298 nucleotides. RefSeq lists its product as uncharacterized. NCBI's taxonomy places the organism in Eukaryota, Metazoa, Arthropoda, Arachnida, Araneae, Theridiidae. The record is from RefSeq and is a predicted model, not a curated record.